Molecule: messenger RNA, 4482 nt
Organism: Salvelinus sp. IW2-2015
Lineage: Eukaryota; Metazoa; Chordata; Actinopteri; Salmoniformes; Salmonidae
Gene: ankrd34c
Product: ankyrin repeat domain 34C
Molecular function (GO): protein binding
Source: RefSeq, a predicted model, not a curated record
UAUUGCGUUUCCAUAACAAAAGCGACCAGCAUAAUGCGCUAUGGUGCAAGAGCUCUUAACCUAAACUAGGACAGUAUUUGAGAACCUCCGAAUAAAUUCAGGGACUAUAACGAAGAACCAUUUGAAAACUUUUAUUUUCAUUAUGUUUCAGGGUAGGUAAUGACAAAACAUUGGGGGCACCUUUGAUUAUGACAAGCCUGGAUCAGGUAAGAUACAUGGUUGAAUGACAGUUAAACCUUCUUGAUAUUUUGUAUAAAACCAUGUGGAUGAAUGCAGAUUGUUUCUUGCUAAAAACAUACAUAAUCAACAUUAAUAUACCAUUCAUGUAAUUUCAUACUAACAUCGUAUAGACCACACACUUUUUGAGAAGCCUACUAUGAUUCGAUCAUUUAAGAUAGUUUAGCUAAUAUGAAACGUGAGGAGCAUAUAGCCAACACCUUAAAUUUAAGUCCUUUUUAGGCUACUUCUGUUGAUAAUACUUUAUUGUAAUGACACACAGGGAUCAUAGUAGAUUACAAGUGUAUAAAAAAAUGUAGGCUACAUUGUGCAACAGAUUAUGAAUUGUGUAGUUAAAACGUUUUCUACCAGACGCGCGUCUCUAACAAGUUAUCUAAAAUGAGGACCAUGGACAGCGACGCGCUAUAGACUAUUCUAAGCGAUCGCGCGAGGAUGAUGGUAAUACCUAUUCAUUCGAUCAUGCACAUGAGGUAGCCUACACUAAGACGCAUCUUACUUGUCAUCGAGCCUUGUAAGAAAAAAAUAGCAAAGUAGAUGUUUUUGCUGUAGGCAUAGUCUUUUAUGCUAUGCAUAGGAUGUUAACGUUCAUGGUGAGGCUGUUUUCUUCUACAACCAUAUGAUUAUCUCCAUAUGUCAUGUUCUAUAUUUUCGGUAUUUUAUUAUCUAAAGCUAGAACUAAUUCAUUUAUAGUCUUGGUUCUGGGAUUAAUUGGUCAAUUACAGAGCAACAACAAAAAAAGUUAAAAUACUAGGCUAAUGUUGUCCAUCUCCAUCUAGCAAGCAAUACGUUCAAGAUAAAUGGCUUGAUUUAAAUACAGAACGUUUAGCCUACAUAUAGCCUAUAACGCACAUUCUUCCAUCUAACUUAUGUUUUACACAGGGAGAUGGAAGUUUACAGAAGACGUGACAAGAUUAGGCCCCUAGAAAAAGAAAAGGAAAGCCGCACACUCUAGGAGCUCAGAUGCAAUAAUUGUAUAACCAACGUUCCCGACAGCCAAGCCGUCUUCAUCAGGCUAUAUAUAAAGGUUAGGAUCCGAUUCAUGAAAUUAUAUUUUUUUCAUUGCUACAAUCAGUUUCAUGUUUGGACAAUAACGCUACCUAAAUAGGUUUAAAGUUUCGUCCACAACUGCCAUACCUGUCCAUGUCUUCAAAAGUGAUUUUUGCUGAACACAGACUGCCUCCUGGUGGUAGUCUUGAGAGGCUUGGAAAUUAUCCAUUGUGAUGACUCCGUGUGUGAUAAUACUAGAUGAAUCAUUAAGCAGACCUAUAGAUUGAACAAAAUAUAAUGCAAUAAAUCAAUACUUUGUUUGAAGGGUUGCAGGUUGUGACUGCCUUUCACCACUGAGGGAGGGCGCUAUCUGUGGUUGUCUUGGCGAUGAUGGCAGACAUACUGGAGCUGCGGACAGACGGGAACUCUCUCCUGAAGGCGGUAUGGCUCCGACGCCUGCGGCUCACCAGGCUCCUGCUUGAGGGGGGUGCCUAUAUUAAUGAGAGCAACGAGCGAGGAGAGACACCGCUCAUGGUGGCCUGCAUGUCCAAACACAGCGACCCGCAGAGUGUCAGCAAGGCAAAGCUGGUCAAGUACCUGCUGGAUAAUAAGGCUGACCCCAACAUCCAGGACAAAGCAGGACGGACAGCCCUGAUGCACGCCUGCAGCCAGAGGGCGGGGCAUGAGGUGGUGUCCCACCUGUUGACCAACGGGGCUGACCCAAGUCUCGAAGACAGGAGCGGGGCUUCUGCUUUGGUCUAUGCAGUCAAUGCAGAUGAUAAGGAGACCCUAAAGGUUAUCCUAGAUGCAUGUAAAGCCAAGGGCAAAGAAGUAAUCAUUAUCACCACAGACAAGUCACCCUCUGGCACCAAAACCACCAAGCAGUACCUUAAUGUCCCCCCUUCCCCAGAGCUAGAGGAUAGGUGCUCCCCUGCAUUCUGCACCACUCCCUCUGACAUUGAGCUGAACACUUCCCCCUCACCUAACUCAGCAGAGCAGCACAACACUAUCUUCAGUUUCCAGACAAAGUUGAAAACAUCAUCCAGCACAGCAGCAAAGCUUCCCAAUGGGCCAACCUCUCCCACACGGCGACCAGCCAACCCCAAGCGUGCUCGUUUACCCCAGCUGAAGCGUCUGCAGUCAGAGCCGUGGGGGCUGAUCGCUCCCUCCGUCCUGGCUGCAGCUGCGGCUCACGAGGAGAGUAAGAGAGCCACCUCUGAUGAGGUUGUCACAGGCGUCAAUGGACUUGCUCUGUCCAAGAGAUCGACCAUGUCUCGACAAAACAGUGUGGAUGGCAAGGAUGUGUUGUUCCCACAAAUGUCAUCCUCAUUGUCUGUCCCUCUAACUUCCAAAUCGGCCUAUGAGAGGUCUCUGUGUCAGCACCAGCCCCUGGCCCGGCGUAGCACCGUCCCUGCAGACCAGGACAGUAGCAGCAACAGUGUGCCAGCCAGCUUGAGAGACCCGGUCUACAGGAGACGGCUGGGCACUGACCACUAUGACUCAGACUCCCAGCUGUACUCAGACUCUGGCAUGCUCGACUCUCCUAAGGUUCCUCUAGAGAGAAGGAAACUCAACACAUCUCCGUUAGCCAUGCUGACCAGCUCCAGGGAGUCCCUAGACAGCAAUGCCAGCACGUCAUCUCCUAGCACAGCACGUCGCCGCGCACCAGGCCUCUUGGAGAGGCGAGGCUCGGGGACUCUGCUGCUGGACUACAUUUCCCAUACCCGGCCUGGCCAUCUACCCCCACUGAACGUCAACCCCAACCCUCCUAUCCCAGACAUUGGAGCCAGCAGCAAGCCCUCGUCCCCUCUUGCCUCAGGUUUCAUAUCAAUAGCUCCAGUAGCACCAAACUCACCAAAGAGAGGCCAGCUCAAGUCAAAAAAAAAACUUGUAAGGAGGCACUCUAUGCAAGUGGAGCAAAUGAAGCAGCUCUCUGCUUUUGAGGAGCUGUAGUGGACUCAUUGUUUGUAGAUGUAGCAAUGUUCACAACAUAAAAUAAGGCUAACAUUUCUAAAGGAAAUUUUGUUAAAUGGAAUUUCAACUUUUCCUCUUAGAAAACCAGUGGAACAUGGAUAUAACUCGCUUACCAGUAUAAAGUUGUAAAUGUUAUGGAUGCUCUUAGAAUAUUAGCACCACCUAUUAAACGUUACAGGUUAGACACUAGCAACAUCUAAAGCAUGGCUCCUCUAACCGUGUUCCUGAAGAGCUACCCUCCUGUAGGGUUUCGCUAAACUGAUUCUGUGUAUCAACCAGCUAAUUAUUAGAAUCAGGUGCGCUAAAUUAGAGUUAGAGCAAAAAUGACGGUAGCCCUCCAGGAACAGGGUUGGCUGAGAGAUAAAAACGUAUUUGAAAAUCAUAACAAUUAUUUGACUUUAAGUAUAUGAAAAAUAAUCUUGGUUGGCACAUCAAAUCCCUUAGAUGUGCAAUCCUAAGAAAACAUAGGAGGUACAUGUAGGAGGUACAUGUAUAGCCAACAAGUCAUCUGGUUGUAUAGAAUGUUGUUAUUAGUGCAACAUGCAGAUGGGGGGUAUGUUGUAGCUUUAGUAUUAAAUUGAGGUUGAUUGUUUUGUAGCAAACUUGUACACAGUGCCUUCCAGACAAAUUAUCGGAAAAGAGGGUGGAUCAAAAAGUAAUUUAUCGUUCAUAAUGCAACCACAAGAUGUUUUGUUUUAGUGCCGUUGGUUUAAUGCCCAAUAUGAAAGGCUCAGAGUAUAAACAAACCAUGUAUGACUUAUAUGCCUUAGCUAAGUACAAUUUAAGAGAUUACGUAAAUCAGCACUUUAUUAUCGUAGGUUUUAAAUUACCCAAGAGAAAAAUGUAUGUUGUUUCUCUAAAUGUUUGUAGAUAUAGCACAUGUAUUUUCAUACAUCAGUUCCAGGACAAGACAACAUAAUGUGUGUAUACUACAAACGUACGUAAAUACAGACUUAGUGAACCUUGUUCCCCUAGAAUAGAAUUUACACUUAUGGCAAUUGAAGUAAAUGUUCAUACAGCUUCCAUGUAACUUAACUAUGAGACAUUCAUUCUGUUUAAAAGGCUCACGUUAACAUAUUUCGAUGCAUAGUAUUUUUGUAUGUAGUUUGCUGUGUAUUCUAAAUAAAUGUCUCUAAAGCAAAUGUUAUUCAACAGUUUCUUACUGAAUGCAAUGAGGUUUGGAUGCAUUUCACAGUUCAUCAUCAGAUGGUAAUACAGUUGAAGUCGGUUUACAUACACCUUAGCCAAAUACAUUUAAACUCAGUUUUUCACAAUUCCUGACAU